Cuscuta epithymum is the source of this 1293-nucleotide messenger RNA. The record is from the annotation of a GenBank genome assembly. NCBI's taxonomy places the organism in Eukaryota, Viridiplantae, Streptophyta, Magnoliopsida, Solanales, Convolvulaceae.
GAUUUUAACAACCUUGGCUGAAUCUGAAAGGUCUCCACCCACUCCACCGCUUGCCUGAAAGCCUCGUCUUCUUCGCCUUCCAUUCUCGAUGAAGCACUUACCUGCCGCCGCCCCCAUAUGGUCUCUGAGCAGAUAACCUGCCGCCGUCUUUCCAUUACGACGAAAGACCGCCCAGUUAAGCUUAAGCUUUCCGGGAGCCGGCUUCUUCCACACACCUACCUGCGGUUUAUUCAUUUUGAAAGCACCAGAUAUGAAGCAGUUAAUAAAGCAUCUCCCCAAACACGUUUUGGAACAUUCAUCGAAAACAUUAGAGCUCGAGUAACUUCAAGUUUUCUCUUACUCGGAUUUCAACCAUGGAAAUCGAGAAUGUAACCUCUGAUGUGACGAUGGACCCACCUCCUGCUAGCAAUCCAGGCAGCCUUCCAGUUAAGCCAAACUUCAAGCCACUUACAGCGCAUGAAAUAUCCGAUGGCCAGGUGCAGUUCCGAAAAAUUCCUGUGCCGUCGCAUAGAUACACACCUUUGAAGAAAGCCUGGAUGGACAUCUACACCCCAAUCUUUGAGCAGAUGAAAGUUGACAUACGUAUGAAUCUCAAGGCCCGUAGGGUGGAGCUAAAGACCCGACCUGACACCCCUGACAUCAGCAACAUCCAGAAGUCCGCUGACUUUGUGCACGCCUUUAUGCUGGGCUUUGACAUCUGCGACGCUGUUGCUCUCCUCCGGGUGGACGAGCUAUAUGUUGAUUCAUUUGAGAUCAAGGAUGUGAAAACACUCCGAGGGGAGCAUUUGUCCAGGGCGAUUGGAAGGUUAUCUGGUAAAGGAGGAAAGACCAAGUUUGCUAUUGAGAACUCGACGAAAACACGCAUUGUGAUUGCUGAUACUAAGAUUCAUAUACUAGGUUCAUUUACAAAUAUAAAGGUUGCAAGAGAUUCACUUUGCAGUCUGAUUAUGGGGUCUCCUGCUGGGAAGGUGUAUUCCAAGCUUAGAGCAGUCACUGCCCGUUUGGCUGAGAGGUUUUGAUUAAAUUAUGGUGAAUUUAACACAUAAGUAUUUUCUGAAAUUUUGCAAGGGUUCUCUAGGUGACAUUCCUGCUUGUCUUGAUAUUGUAUUCAUUACAAAAGUGUAGCUGAAUUGAGUGCCUUUUAUCAGAGUUGUGUUGGCCCUGCCUGUGCUCAGCUUGUUCUUUCAUGUUAAAACAUGAUUUCCCAAUUUCUUGUUUAAAAGAGAUUUUCUAGGUUUACUUACAAUGUCGAUAUCUGCUAUUCAAAAAUGAAAGACUAUUAUACUAGCAGCA